AUUCUCUGAGAAAAAAAAUCUCAAAGCACAGAUCACCUGCAGGCUAUUGCAUGCCAUAUUUGCUUUUCUGUAGGAAAGAAGAAAUGUGUUUUCUCUCUUUUCAGUCUGCACAUUAUGUGUUUUAAUUUCACAGCUGUCGUGUUUUGAAUUGAAUCAGAGCUGUUAGGAUUAAGAUGAAUGCAUUUUGAUAAUUCAUAAUCCGGAACUGAGACCGGGCAACAGGGCAGAACACAUCUGUCAUGUAGGCUUCACAUAUUUAACCACUUCCUCUUAUAGGGUGAAAAAUUGCUGCAGAAAACAUAGCUCUCAAACUAAGAGCCCACAUACUCUGAACAGACUCUACACGCACACAGUUUGUCCCAAAAUAUCCACUGCCUCCUCAAGACAUUCCUCACCCACGUUCUGCUGACUCAUUCAGAAAUUUAGAAGAAGUGUCUAUGUUCCUGUUUAAGUUGGGAAAAAAAAGAGUUUGUCUGGAUAUGUAACAAUACCAACAGGAGAAGCAGAUUUUAUCCAAUGAUGACAAAUCAUUUCAGCCUUUUGAUUGCCAUCUUGGUCAUAGCCAUUCAAACAUUAAACACUGAAGAAGAGCUGAAGGAGACUGGAUUUGGAUAUCCACCUCCCCGACAUGGACUUGCCUUAAUAAAGUGGUAUGUGAAAGCGUGCAUUGACAAUAACAUGGUGGCUCUCUGUGACCCUUUGACUGGACAGUUUGGGUUCCAUGAGUUCCAUAACAGCGGGUUCCUGCUCCCUCCACUGAAGGACAAAAGCAUGUAUAUGUACUUCACCAUAGGAAACCUCCACUACCACCACUCUGAGGAUCUUCCCUAUGAAGUAAGGAAAUAUUAUGAUCCACAUAACAAAAUGAGCAACAUGGACAGAGUCAUUGUGAAGCUCAACAGGAACAAGAACAAAAUCGAGGAGAUCUACAUAUCAGAGCACUAUACACCUCAAAGAACUUUUCAGUUAGGAGCCUCUCUCAUCAGUGACUUAAGACAGCAGCAGAACUCUCAAAACAUUUCACAUAAGAUCUUCCAUUAUUAAAAUAAAAUAAAAAUCCUGUAUUACCA
Carassius gibelio (silver crucian carp) is the source of this 1070-nucleotide messenger RNA. RefSeq lists its product as uncharacterized. Lineage: Eukaryota; Metazoa; Chordata; Actinopteri; Cypriniformes; Cyprinidae. The transcript is spliced from 3 exons. Bases 517 to 1044 code for a protein of 175 amino acids. The record is from RefSeq and is a predicted model, not a curated record.